CCACCACCACCACUUCAUCUUCUUCUUCUCCUACAAAUACCUCUUCUCAUUCUCUGAAACUGGGACCCUUUCGAUAUCUCUCAAUCUCACUACCCAUGGAACCUGCUUGCUCUGAGUUCUGGCUUCCGCCGGAGUUUCUCACUGACGAUUUCCUCGUUGAGAAGGAGAACAAAGAGUCGGUGUUCCCGUACGAGCCGAGUCAUGGCUUUGGGUUGGACUCGAGUUACGGCGACGAAGAGAGCUUCUUGAGCCGGAAAAUGGUUCAGUCAACUCUUGAAGAUGACGACGCCAUGGCGUGGGGUAUGACUCGUUCGACUCGGUCGACUCGGUGUGGAGGCGGUUUCCGCAGUCAGGCGACGGCGUGGGAUAUGUACUGUGCGGCGACAGAAGAACUGGCGAUGAUGAGUCUGAACGGUUACAACAACCAUCACAGUAGCAGAGGACCUCUUGAUCAUCCGAGGAAACACCCCCUCGCCGCAGCUAAAAUCUCUAACGACGGCUCGGGCUUCUACAGCCGCCAAUCUCUCCAGUACCAGAAGCUUCAAGCUAUUCAACAGCUAAAGCGGCAACAGUUGAUGAAAUACCAUCGCCAAUUAGCGCAGGAGAGGGUGAAUAAUCACAGUCAUGUGGAUUUGUCGCCUUCUGCAUGGUGUACCCAGCCACAGAGGCGUGAUGUUUCGCGCAUGCGUGCUGAUUAUUUCCUUGGAGAUCGUACCGGAAUACGCGGUUCAACCGGAACCGGCGUCUUCUUGCCUCGUUCCCCUGUAACCGCCCAGACUCGCAAGAAGCCCACUCGUGGUACGGUUAUGGUUCCGGCUCGAGUGGCGCAUGUGCGUAGCCUCAACGAAUCUGUGGUCCACCAGACACCAUACCGGUCUUCGGCUAGUUUCAGCGAUGCGUCGUGGAGACAGAGGAGUAACAAUGGUGGGUACUCGAGCCAGAUGAUGAUAGAGCAGACAGUGAACGAGCCUCGGUUACCUUCGGAUUGGGCUUAUUGACCACUUUUGGGGGUUUUUAGGGAAAGUUUGAAGAAAAGUGAAAGAGGAAUAAAGUUUAGAUUUUGAAGACAGGGUGUAGUGAAGUAGCCGCAAAAUUAGGGUUAUAUAGAUAAAGGAAGAAGAUGUGGACAGACAGUAACGAGGUUUUGGAUCGUUUAACCACCAUUGAUGAUGACUAAUAGAAGAACAAAAGGAGCUUUGAGGGAGGAUAAGAUCUUUUUUUUUUGGUUUUCUCGGUGAAAUUUGGUAAUAACUGUCUGUGACUGGGCUGUUGCUUUUCUCCUUCCUCUCUCCCUCUCUUUUGUUCUCGCAGCUCUGAAGCAAUGGAGAAAGUAUUAGUAAAAAUAAAGGAUUGUUUAAUAA
This is a messenger RNA of Brassica napus (rape), 1361 nucleotides long. RefSeq lists its product as uncharacterized. NCBI's taxonomy places the organism in Eukaryota, Viridiplantae, Streptophyta, Magnoliopsida, Brassicales, Brassicaceae. Bases 96 to 998 code for a protein of 300 amino acids. The transcript has 5 exons. The record is from RefSeq and is a predicted model, not a curated record.